Fusarium vanettenii 77-13-4 is the source of this 1728-nucleotide messenger RNA. RefSeq lists its product as uncharacterized. Gene Ontology annotation, molecular function: DNA-binding transcription factor activity, RNA polymerase II-specific; zinc ion binding. The record is from RefSeq and is a predicted model, not a curated record. NCBI's taxonomy places the organism in Eukaryota, Fungi, Ascomycota, Sordariomycetes, Hypocreales, Nectriaceae. The transcript has a single exon. The coding region runs from base 1 to 1728 and encodes 575 amino acids. Gene Ontology annotation, biological process: regulation of DNA-templated transcription.
AUGGUCAACCGUGGACGCUCUGGAGGUUGCGUGACGUGCAAGGAACGCCGCGUCAAAUGCGACGAGGCGAAGCCCGAGUGCCGAUCUUGUCAGCGCCUCAAGCUUCGAUGCGGUGGCUACAACAGGCCUAAGCCAAAGCCCAAGUAUGCCAAACUAAGAUUCAGAGACCAGAACUACAAGUUUUGCACCAAUACCAACCAGGAUGUCGAUUCCAAUGACCGGGAUGUCGUAAAGGUUGCAACUAGCCCGAGCCAGUCCUCCGAGUCUGAUGUUCAGCACCGGCAGGUUGCAAGAGCCUUGACUUCACGGCGACCCUCUGAGCCCGACACCGCUGUGCCCUUCUUUCUCGGUCAUUACGCUAGAAUAGGUCGGGAUAUGGGAUCCACUCGAGGUUUCUUCGAAAUGCUCAUUCCGGCCUACUUCUCGCAGCAGCAAGAAUCAGCCCUCUCGCUCGCUGUUUCGGCGUUGGCCUCAGAGAUCUUGUCCAUGUGGCGGGGAGACACCAACAGUUUCCGACUACCACAGGGGUCUUAUUCCCGGGCAAUCACACGCCUUCGGACCGCAAUACAGGAUCCCACCGAACGUGCCAUGCCGGCAACUAUGCUAGCCAUACUGGUGCUACAGACAUAUGAGAAUGCUUCUGCGGUAUAUGAUCUUCGCAGGGCCUCGAGAAUGCACCACAACGGCGCAGCAUCUUUGCUAUCAUUUGUGGACACAGACGCCAUGGACGGGACGGUGCGCGCCUACCUACGAAAAUUCAUGUUACACACCGAGGUUUCAACCGCCAUGCGUCAGAAGAAGCCACUAAAGAGCAUCGCAUACUCUUGGAUUGGGAGCAAGGAUGCCAUGGCUGUGCCAGAUAACCCCAGCUCAGCGCUCGAUGCCAUAGGCGCGUCAGUAGCCGAGCUACAGGCCAGUUACACGCAAUUUGUAACCCAAGGUGGUUCCACAACGUCGUUGGAGCACGUUUUAACAGAGUGGAGGGCCGAAGCAAGAAGAGUUGACGCAGAACUGCUGGCGUGGGCUGCAAACGUGCCGGAUCACUGGAGGCCGUCAAGGCUGAUAAGCGGUCGGGAUAUCGAUUCGUCUAUACCCACAUACCAGUCUAUCUGCGAGGUGUAUCCUUCGUGCCAAAUUGCCAGUAUUUGGAAUCUUUGGCGUUUCCAACGCCUCGUGUUGGCCAAGAUUACACUCGGCUGCCUUGGUGCAUUCUCGGGUCUUGGCCGCUUUGGCUUUGCAUACGGGCAGUUCCUCGAUGACCCAGCAGAUUUUGUCAACUGCCAGCAGAGACUCCAAGAAGUGGUGGACAGCGUGUGCUACAGCAUACCCUUCCACCUUGGCAACCGAACUACCCGGUCUACCCUUAUGGACUUUACUGACCCGACAAUUCUGCUCCCUAGCCAGGGUAGUCUCAAUGGGGUAACAUCGAACGACGACCAUAGACGUCAUGUCAUCGCGCAAGGGCCGUGGCGAGCCAUGCACCCGCUGAGCCGCUGUUUGACGCUCUUCUCGGAAGACGACGGCGAGGUGAUUGCGAGCCUUCUCAGACCUGGACAGCGGGAGUGGAUCCGUGACCAGUUCCUACGCGUCGCCACGCUUCUGCAUCUCCCGACAGAGCCGGGCAAUUACAUGGAGGGAUCAGGAUCGCCGGGAGGGUCUGCAGAUGUCAAGGCGGAGUAUUUAGCCAGGGAGAUUAGGAAGGGUGCGAUUCUUAUGAGUGGGCCGUAA